AUGCGUCUUCGGUACAACUGGCCGAAGGAAAUACUCCGAAGCGUAAAAGAGCUUUUAGACAGAAUUCAAAAUUAUGAGCAGCAGCUUGCAUCUCGGCCUGAAAGCUCAUUAUUAUCCUCGCCAGCUCGACAGGAUCGCCUUCCGAGCAGGUUAUGGCAGUCCACAACACCUGCCAACCCUGCCACCCCGGGCAGCUAUCUACGAGACCAGCCACUGAACACAUACGAUGAUGGCGCUGAUGGAAUUAGCCCAGCAACCGACUUGGCAUCAGGUCCGGCAUUUGAAACUCAAGUUAAAUUUCUACUCCACAGAUCAAAACCAUAUACGCCCCCCUUGGGUGAGCUGUAUCACAAUUCCCGCGGUUUAGGUGGAUCGGGUGGUCAGUGGAAAUCAGUCCGUGGACUUGUUGAUGUUGAUGACCUUUCAAUCCCAUCAAUGGAGGAGUCUCGACAUUUACUUGAUCAAUUCCUAUACUAUCUAGGAGUGAGCCAGCACUUCUUCGACUCACGCUUAUUCUCUGAUCAGAUGGGGUUGCUUUUCCAAAUUUCGGAGACCCGAGAGAAACAGAAGCAGACAAUGUGGUAUACGGAGUAUCUACUCGUCAUGGCAAUGGCCAAGUUGAUGGAUGUUGAAGAGCCCACAUCUCAGGCACCGGGAUCAGGCCUUUUCUCACAAGCGCUGAAACGCCUUCCUCCGCUGCAUAAUCUGGGAGGGCAAGGGGUGAUUGCUGUGGAAAUAUUGACACUGGUUGCUACUUAUCUUCAGUGGUGUGAUCGAAAGCAUGAUGCGUACCUUUAUAUCGGUCUUGCUCUCAGAUUAGCGAUUGCCCUCGGUUGUAAUCUCCCGGAGAAUGAACAGAGCUGUCUACCCUCGCAAGCUGCCCAUCGGGUGAGAUUGUGGUGGACUGUAUAUAUGCUGGAUAGACGUCUGUCGUCGGGUCUCGGGCUUGCUGCAGGGGCCGAUGAGAGACAAUUAAAAGCAGGAUACCCUCGACAUGUUGUGGGCCUCCUGUCGCCCGUUGCUAUUACGAUCAAUGUGCGUAUAGCGCGCAUCACAGAUGAGAUUAUGUCUUCUUUAUAUGGCAAUUCUUCCAUCACUCAACUGGAGUUGGUAAGGAAAGUCCAGACUAUUCUCCAGGAACUUAACGAUAUAGGCCAAUCUUUCCCUCCAUCUUUAACCUUAGACUUCAAUCGACCAUUGGGGAAAGUGACACGCACAGGGUCGUCUCUGUCUUUGAUGCUUUUCCAGGCCAUUAUACUUUGCACUCGGCCUAUUCUACUAAGGAGGGUCCGUUUAGAAGUUCAGAGACAGCAAGAGCCCUUACCACCGGGGCAAGCUCCGGAGAUAUUAGCCCGACUCUGCGAUACCUGCCACGAGGCUUCAAUCCGAAGCCUCGCGAUCCUAUACAGGCUUCAGCAACAGCGGAUCAUUCCCCGCUAUGGAUUCUUUGAUUUGGAUGCAACCUUCUCUGCGGCCUUUGUCCUAGUAAUGGCAGGCGUUAUAGACAACUCCCAAGACCAACCGCCACAAGCUCUUGAUCAAGCUUUUCACAUUCUCCAAUUCCUCUCUCGAUCAGGGAAUUCAGCGGCUGAACAAAGAUUGCAAGACAUCGCACAGUCAUGUUCUCACGUCUGGCCAAACUAUGUUUUUGGGGCCAGGGCACAAACUCCCUCGGUGAAUCCGUUGAAUGAUCAAGCGCAAAAUCAUGUCAUAAGACAGGAUAUGAGAAAAGACUCUCUAUCAUCCUCUGCCCCUUCGAAUCAUACCAAUCAGGUUCAUUUGGAUGAGAGCAGACUACUUGAACCUUGGCAGUCUGGAGCCUCGGAUGCUAUUUUCGAAAUAGAGGGAGAUUGGGGACUGGACCUGACAGGUGAAGCGGAGAGGAUUCACUCAAGCUUUCAUAAUCCAAUCUUGCCGUUGACGGGAGUGGAUCAUAUGGACUGGUUGGAGAUAGAGAAGUUAUUUAAUGCAUCAGGAGAAGUUUGA
Penicillium odoratum is the source of this 1986-nucleotide messenger RNA. Its product is annotated as fungal specific transcription factor domain-containing protein. The coding region runs from base 1 to 1986 and encodes 661 amino acids. NCBI's taxonomy places the organism in Eukaryota, Fungi, Ascomycota, Eurotiomycetes, Eurotiales, Aspergillaceae. Gene Ontology annotation, biological process: DNA-templated transcription. The transcript is spliced from 8 exons. The record is from RefSeq and is a predicted model, not a curated record. Gene Ontology annotation, molecular function: DNA binding; zinc ion binding.